This is a messenger RNA of Acanthopagrus latus (yellowfin seabream), 8071 nucleotides long. Its product is annotated as myocardin-related transcription factor B-like. Gene Ontology annotation, biological process: smooth muscle cell differentiation. NCBI's taxonomy places the organism in Eukaryota, Metazoa, Chordata, Actinopteri, Spariformes, Sparidae. The coding region runs from base 390 to 4151 and encodes 1253 amino acids. The transcript has 21 exons. The record is from RefSeq and is a predicted model, not a curated record.
GAAGAUGCUGCGUCACACACAGACAGGAAGCCAGCUCCUUUUCAAAACACUAACAGCACGCCCCUGUUCCGAGGCUCCACUGCUACUACCGCCGACAAUAACAGUUUUAUUUUGAAAGUCGUAACAGGAACCCCUUCUUUCCUACAUCCUGGGUGACUUCACGAUGUGUCACGCACACAAACUCGUCAGCCUGUCCCCGGACUGACUGAGACUCCGCUCGGCUGUUGGAUGUACGCGUUUGACAGAGGCGGUCACAUGGACACCAUGCGGGGACAAAGUUAGCGCCGAGUGAAAGUGGAUCCACUGAGAUGGAAGUCCGCAGACGCUCAUUUAACAGGAAAUAAAGAUCAGGGUCUGUCGACGAGCCUCACUCUGAAUCCCUGGUAACUAUGGAGACUGAGUUUGGAGAGAGACCAAACACAGACGCCUCCAUCCCGAGACUUCAGAGUGAAGCUGUGGCCAGUGAUCUGCAGGAGUUGUCCCUGCAGCCCACCCCCAACUUGCUGCCAGUCACAGAGAGGAAGAAUGUUCUCCAGCUGAAGCUACAACAGAGAAGGUCCAGAGAGGAGCUGGUCAAACAGGGGAUCAUGCCACCACUGAAAAGUCCAGCUUCCUUCCACGAACAGCGACGGAGCUUGGAACGAGCGCGGACUGAGGACUAUCUCAAGAGGAAGAUCAGGAGUCGGCCUGAGCGAUCCGAGCUGAUCAGAAUGCAUAUCCUCGAGGAGACGUCAGCGGAGCCGUCACUUCAGGCCAAGCAGCUGCAGCUGAAGAGAGCUCGGCUCGCUGAUGAUUUGAACGAUAAGAUCUCCCACCGGCCGGGGCCCAUGGAGCUGAUCCAUAAAAACAUCCUGCCCGUUCACUCCAGCAUUAAACAGGCCAUCAUAGAGACACAGUUUCCGAAGGCUUCGGGUGAUAACUCGUCAUGUGAUGAAGACAGCAACUACAGUCUGUCUCCAGAACUGCCGGUGAGCCAGGAGAGUCCUCUGGGCCUGCUGCCUGUGCCCUCUCCACCAGAGACACUGACCCGGAGCAGCCUCCCAUCUCCUAAUCAGGCGCCUCCUCCUGUUCCUCCUCCUCUACCACCAAUUUCUGGCUCCUCCCCCUCAUUAAAGCUGACCAACGGGACAGCAGGACCAUCGGCCCAGAGGACGAUCUCACAGAUAAAAUACCAGCCUAAACCGAACUGUGACCGCUCCGCCCAGAAACACAAGAAACCUAAGGACAACAAGCCAAAGAUUAAAAAGUUGAAGUACCACCAGUACAUCCCUCCUGACCAGAAGGGAGAUAAAGAGCCUCCUCCCCAUCUGGACUCAUCUUAUGCCAAAAUCCUCCAGCAGCAGCAGCUCUUCCUGCAGCUUCAGAUCCUCAACCAGCAGCAGCAGCACUACAACUACCACGCCAUCCUGCCUGCACCACCCAAACCUCAGGCAGAUCAGCAGCCAUCUUCUUCUUCCUCCUCCAAUCCCAUGAUCGCCUCUUCUCCGCCUCGACCUGUUGCCGCCCCUACAACAACACUGUCGAACCAGGGCAGUCACAGCUGUCAGAGUUCUGCCCCUUUGGGUGGGACAAAACCAGCGUCUCUACCUCCGAACCUGGACGAAAUGAAGGUCGCGGAACUGAAGUACGAGCUGAAGCUGCGUAGCUUGCCGGUCUCUGGCACAAAAAACGACCUCCUUGAGAGGCUGAGGACCUACCUGGAACUGAACGGAGGCAGUGACACUACCUCCUCUCUGGCAGCAGGGGGUACCACAGGGCCAGGGGCUGAAGCAGCAGGAGAGCCCUCCAAGACUGCUGCAACCACCACCACCAACACACUGCAGCAACAGUUUCAGUUCCAGUGCCAUCAGGCUUCUCUGACCGCUCAGUCAGCUGAUGCAGAUAGCAGCACCACCCCGGCCGUGGCCACAACUCAGCAGCUCGUUAGCUGUGGUGGCACCGCCUCCCCCCGAAACACCUCGCUCAGCCCCUCUGACCGCUCGCCAGCCGCCCUGAGCCCAGAAGACACCAGCUUCAACAGCAACCCCUUGGGGGAAAUGAUGAGUUCACCUCUCACCCAGCUGAGCCUUCAGCCGUGUUCAGCUGCUCAGCUUCCAAUUAACAUUAAAGAGGAGCCGAAGUGCUCCACCCCAGCACCCUGUCAGUUCUCUUUAAAGGCAGCCUCUCUGCAGAAACACUGUCUGGUCUCAACAAACGCCCUCACCACUACAACCACGGCCCCAGGAGUGGCUGUGGACAAAGACAGGAUGCUGCAGGAGAAAGACAGGCAGAUAGAGGAGUUGACCAGGAUGCUGAGGCAGAAGCAGAGGCUGGUGGAGGUGUUGAGGAUGCAGCUGGAGCAAGGGAAAAACAGAGGACGAGUUCCAGAGCCGCUGGUUCUCGUAAGAGUAAAACAGGAGCCUCCUGAUAAGCCCAGUGUCCCUCUCACAUUUGGGAAUCCGCCAUUACCCCGUCCAUCAUCAUCCGUUUCAUCUGAGAUGGAUGUCACCAAGGUAACUGUCAAACAGGAGGCCAUCGAGGCAGAAGAAGUUGUGUCCCAGAUGACUACGCAAUUACCAGACUGUCAUGGAUUGCCAAAGUCUUCCACCCAAACUCAGGGUACGCAAAUGAAGCCAGAUCAGAUGAGCACACAGAAAAAACAGCCACAUAUAUGUCUCCAGCAAACCGCUCUGCAGUUUGCCCAGCAACAGGCCAUACAGAAACUUUUGCCACAGCAGCAGCACAACAUUCAGAACCAGCGGAGGAUGAUUCAGAACUGCGGUCAGACGCUGGAGAAUCACCAGAAACUCGCCCAGCAGAGAAAAAAGAAAUCUCACAAACAGCAGCUAAAACAACUACAGCAACAACAGCUGUCAAAACAACAUCAGCAGCAGAUGCAGCUGAAGCAACAGAUCCUACUGAAGCAACAAAAGACGUUUCUACAGCAGCAAAAUAAGAAGCAGCAUCAGCAGACGAAACAACUCCAACAAAUCCAGAUACGGAAGCAACAAACGGUGCAACAGCAGGUGCCGCAGGUCUCUCAAACGUACCUCAACCAGCAGUCAGGCUCCGCCCCCUCCCUCCCACUGGAUCUCCUUAAGGGUAACUCCACCCCGACUCUGGUUACCGACAGCAACGGUAACCACUUCCUGAUCGCACUGACCAAUCACAUCCCUGAGAACCAAAGAACCUAUGCGCCUCAGACCAAAGCAGCCAAUCAAAUCACACUGCAGCGACUGCAGUCCGCUCCAGUCACGCUCACUGACCACCACCCCGAUCAGCUGCCGAAAGCUGAUAACCAAACCAAAAAGACUGAGCAUGUGGAAUUUCUGAAACAACAAAAGACAAAGCAACAGAGCCGAAGACUUCAGGUGUCUGCAGACCAGCCACAGCAGGUCCCCUCUCAUUGUUUGUCAGCCCCUCCCAGUCUGCAGCCUUUCUUCCAGGACCAGGAGACCACCCCCUCGGGGAAAGACACCUCAUCACCUUCCCCUCAAAUUGAGCUGUGUCCCGGUCUGGACACCUUGUUCAGUCCUCUGUCUCCAGCUUCCAUUAAGACCACCGCCUCAUCGCCUGAUAAUAAAGAUACAGAGCAUGAAGAUGAUUUCAUUGACAUCAUCUUGCAGAGAGGCGAAAUGUCGCCCACCUUCACAGCAGCACCAGACCCUUCUCUGGAUCCAAACUCUCCUCCUCCCUCACCUCUGCAGCUCUUGCUGUCGCCCCCCGUCCCUACCAGCCGUGACACCCUGCAUUCGCCCCCCUCGGUGCGGUCCGAACUCCGGACUCUCACGGACGCCGCAGAAGAGAGGCGACACCUGGGUGACGCCGGGAGCGGACGCCUGGAGGACUUUCUCGAAAGCACCACCGGCAAGCCUCUCCUGGGCGUGGAGCCAGGUGGCGCGUUGACUUUGAUCGAUGACCUGCACAGUCAAAUGCUGUGCACCCCCAGCAUCUUGGACCAUCCCCUGUCUCCCAUGGAUACCUCCGACAUGGCACCGGAAGGGGAGCCUGGGCUGGACAGUAUGGACUGGUUGGACCUCACCAUCGGAGAAGUGAGGGGAGAGGAAACCCCCACGCUGGCCCCACUCGGCCCCCAGACGCCUCCUAGUGUCUUUUCCACAGACUUCCUGGACACUUAUGACCUGCAGAUACACUGGGACUCCUGCCUCUAGCCUGCAGCGGCCGGGACACGAACAGUCGCACACACGCACAGAAACAUGUCAUUGAUUGCUGAGGCUUCAGUAUCUAAUUAGAGCACUCCAUCUGUGUCUUCUCACACACUGUUUUAUUGAAUCUUCAAGCACUUUGACCUUUUACUUAUUUUAUUUACAUGCUGUGAUAUUGAUCUUUGAGCAGACUCUUGUUAGGCAGGUCCUACGUCUGCUCUCGCCUCUUUCAGCAACAGUUUAGUUGACACAUUAGAGGGACUUUUGUGGAUUUGGACCCGAUCAUUAACGACUCACUUUUAACCGGUCGCUUUCAUAUAAAUGAAUCUAAUCUCUCUCUGUCACAGACACCAGGUUACAGUAGAGAAACGUAUCGGGUUAUUUGACCUUCUCCUAAUUGGACCGCAAGACCUUAUUUGCCUUUUGUUGUAAAGAUAAUCAAUAGUUUACCAGUGACGCUGAUCAAUAACCACAUUUAAGCCUGAAAGACAAUGAUUUUCUAACAACUUAUGAUGUCACAGGGUGGAAUAUAAAUGCUGUUUUGAUGCGAUCUGGAAAUAAGUUAUGAUCUGGAGACACUCUGCUGUAGCUAGUGUUGAUGGAACUGAUAUCACAAACAUACAGCAGGUCCAAACAUUUGGACAUCACAAACAACUUUUGACAUAUUUUAUCAAAUUUAUAUUCACCUCUGUGAGUUAUGUCAGCUAAUUCCUCAAGAAAUGCAACAUGAAUACAUUUUUGUCAACAACUUAGAAAAAACGUUAUUUAUUCAGAAAAAUCAAAGUUUUUACCUCCUUAUUGACAUUAAGAGAUUGUCACUCAAAAUCAUACAAUGCUAAACCAAAAUCUUGACUUGCAGUGUUGUGUAUUAGGGUAAAAGUUUGCGCUCUGAUUUUUUUUUCAUCACAGCAACACUGACCUUACAAAACCCAGAGCUCUGUUGCAAAAAACCUCAGAGUUCAGGCUUUGGCUUAAUUCCCAUUGCAAGAAGCAUCCCGACACCCUUUAUUCAGGUGAAACAAAACAUAUUGAGCACUUUGCUACAGUCAAGGCUGUGGUAACAAUUGUCUGAUUGUAUUCUAGUGUAUCAGAAUGUGUAAGAGCUCCAUGAUUCGAUAACACUCAGGUAAUUCAACUAGAAUAAAAAAGCAUGUAAGGAUGCAUUUAAAAGAGUCCCUGAAAUAAUCUCUACACAACUCCUUCAAAGCACAAGCAGUGAGUGCAUUAUUAAUGACGGAGACGUAUGCUCAUUUUCAGGUUCAUCAUUUUAAGAACCCGAAUACCAGGUCUGCUCUGAUUGGUCAGCUCACACACACCUGAGUCAGCACCGCUCACCGUGGCUCCUGUCUGCUCUGUCAGGUUUUCAGCUUCACUUCUACCGUGAAUAUAGACAUGAAUUAUGCAAAUGUGUGACACGGUGACGUAGAGUGAUGUCACAAGGUUACAGGAUUAAAGGCGGGACUACUGACGAGGCGUUUAAGGUACUUCAGGAGUGUUUUCUGUGGGAGAGAGGAGCUCCUUCUAGACCUUUUAUAUGCACACGAACCCAUGUAGCACACUGAAGGAAAGCAAACAAAAAAAAAAGCGUUAUAGGUCUCCUUUAACUUAAACUGUUUUGGAACCGACACCACAGUGAUUUUUCAUGUUUUCUUCUAGUUUAUAAACGUAUUUUCUGUACGUUCAGCUAUUAUGCGAUAGUGAUUCCUGCAGAUUACGAUAACAAAGUAAACUUGAAUGGUCCAAUUUGUUUGGAACAAUUUCAAAGAGUAAUAUUAAAUUGAUAUUUAAUAUUUUUUGCAUGUUCAGAAUGUUGCUGUUUUUGUAAAAAGUUGCCGUCCGAAUGUGCCACAUGUGUCUUAUUUUUUUACGCGACACGAUGCUACUUUAUAGAAAAUGUUAUGCACGUUUUUGUAUUCUGAUUUCAUGCAAAGGCCUUUGUCGUGAAACCUUUCAAAUGUAAAUGUGGAGUUGGUUCAUCGUACAUGAACGACGCUCCUCCACAGACAUGCUCACUGCUUUAUGUUUACAUACAGUACGGUCACAGCAGGCUUAUUUUUACGGUUUAUUCGGACACUUUGUCUUGAAAAGUGCCACGCUGACUCCCUCUCUGUCUGAACUUGUUCUAAAGAAUAAGUUUACAUGUACACAGAAAAGGAAACUGCAGCUUUAGGAAUCUUCAUACAUGAUUCAGUCGGAUAAAAAAAAAAAACCUUCUUCAUAGAGAUUUCAAUGGUGAUGGCUAUCCUGUACUGUAUCAGUACUUUUGCCGUUGUGGUUGAUUUAAGUCCUUUUACUCUUUUGAGUUUUUAUAUGCUGUAAAAUACCAGUUUAGACACUGAAAAUGUAUUUUAACACAUAUACAGUUUGCAUAAACUGUGACUUUCUCCGUUUCUGACAAAAUGUCUGUCAUGAAGUCAAAAAUCUCGAGACGUACUCAUCGUUGCGAAGACGAACACACAGUUAAUUUUUUGAUUCUUACCAUAGUACACUUCUAUGCAAACGUACUGCAACAUACUGUACAUUUGUAAUCAUAUUUUUACUUUAUGCAUUAAGUUGAGUCGGCUACUAAGAUUUACCAGGUUAUGCGGUAGACACAUUGCGUCUGCUAUUUAUGCAGGUUUUACUGAUGAUUUCCUGAUUUGGUGGGGAUGCUAAAUGGCGUGAAGUGUUAGUCGAGGUACAGCCUUCUUGAUUUCCUGACUUUGUUAGCAUUUUUCCAAGACUGUCUUAAAGCCCGGGUCACGUCAGGAGCCCACUGAAAUACUGAACCUGUUCACACACUGUACAGAUCCCUUCAUAAUGUGCGAAGAAAAUCCUCGUUCUGUGAGAAAAGCAUUUUUCUUCUUUACUCUUUGCAGUUAUCUAGUACAAAUGCUGAUGUAUUAUUUUGGUUUUAAACAUUAAGAUAAUGUUUUAUGAGAGUAUAGAGUCAGGUAUUGACUCCAGACCUGGUUUGAAUACUCCAUAGUUACAAUCACGUGUGUGAUUCACUCACCUUUUUAUGUGUGUUUUUGUUGAAAUUUGUACGAAUUAAGUGCCUGUCAUGAAGUACCAAACACUCUUUAACUCUGUCAAAUGUAUAUUAGUUUGACAGGAAUUUUCUACGGAAGCCUUGAGGGGCAAGUGAAGAAAGUUAAAUCUAAAUAGUUUUCUCUCCCGUGUUUAUCACUUGAGAACUGCAAGGAUAAUCUUUCUGAGUACCUUCAUUUUUUUUUUGCAUCUGUGAAAAUAUGUGAUUUUUAGAAUAAAUAUUAAUAUUAAUAUGUUAAAUGUUUUUAAAUACCAUUUUCCCCUUUAAAAAAUACAGGGGAACAUUUCCUUUUUAUGUGAAAGAAAUUCAGGAGAUAAUAUUAUUUAUUAUAAUUUUUUUAUUAUGUAUGUGUGUGUAUGAAACCAAGUGGGGGAAAAAAAAGCAUUUAACUGAAUUUAAAAAAAGGGUAGCAGAGAAUUUUUUGUUUUUUAUCUCAAGUGUUUUUUUAAAAACCCAUUUUGACCGCAAGAGGCUGACAUGCAUUACUACCCCAUGUUCUAAAUAGCACUAAAAGCAUUGAUGGAACGUAGAAAUAUUUGUUUUCCUGGAAAAACUUUUUCACCUGGUUUCACCUGUAAAAAAAAAGAAAAACAAUUCCCCUUACAUUUUUGGAAUUAAUUUAGUUCAAAAUAGAAGGAUUACUAGAGGGUUAUUAAAAAAUGUCCCACCAGUUUGAAGUCACAAACACAGGAGAGAAAACCAUUUAAAUCAGUCUUGGCCCCCUCAGGGCUUCCACAGUUUUCAAAUAAGAGGAAAGUGUUUUCUGCUGUAUUAUUUCUCCAAGUGCUGAGUCGCGUCAUGUAAAUGUGUUGGGGUUUUGGGAGCUUUAAAUGUAAGUAUUUCUUUUUCUAAAAACAAAAGGGGAAAUAUUGAUUAAAAAAAAAAAAAGAAAUCA